ACUAAUAAAUGAUUAAACAAAAAUGGUGGAAAAAUAUGAAAUGUUAAUAUAUUGAUUAAAAUUGGACAUUUCAUUCACAUGGAGACCAGAUUUCCACAAACAAAUGGUCUAUGAAGGAAAGACUUUCGGAACCUAUUAGAACUGUGUCAACUCUUACUUUCAUUCACAAAUGCAAGAACAGCUACUCGAGGAAGGGGAUAGGAUGGACGAGGAGGUCUCAUCAAGAAGUUCUUUUUCACCGUUAGAAUGGGUUUCCAAGUUUCAGACCAUGGCUCGGGAAGCAUACAAAAGCAAGCCAAUUUCACAUUGGGUUCUUCUGUUUCUAAGCAGUUUGGGAAUGCUUGUGGCUUUUCCUGCUUCAAGCCUUCUAUCUCGAGUCUAUUAUGCUAAUGGGGGAACCAGCAAGUGGAUCAUUUCAUGGGUAGCAGUUGCUGGGUGGCCAAUACCUGCUUUGAUCUUAUUCCCAACAUACCUCUUUUUAAAUGCUUCUCCUUCUCCUCUCAACUUAUACCUCUUCCUUUCCUAUGUUUUUCUGGGGUUCUUAAGUGCUGCUGAUAAUCUCAUGUAUGCAUAUGCCUAUGCCUAUCUCCCAGCAUCAACUGCAUCUCUGCUGGCAGCAUCAUCCCUAGUGUUCUCUGCACUGUUUGGUUUUCUGAUUGUGAAGAACAAACUGAAUGCUUCAAUGAUAAAUGCUAUUGUGAUAAUAACUGCUGCCAUGGCCUUAAUUGCAUUGGAUUCAGAUUCUGACAGAUAUGCCAGUGUCAGUAACAGCCAAUAUAUUUGGGGUUUUGUCUGGGAUAUCUUGGCAUCAGCACUACAUGGCCUUAUCUUUGCUCUUUCAGAGUUGAUAUUUGUCAAGUUCUUAGGUAGAAGGUCCUUCCAUGUUGUUUUGGAGCAACAAGUCAUGGUUUCUUUCUUGGCCUUUGUGUUUACUACUAUAGGAGUCAUAGUGAACAAGGAUUUUCAAGGAAUGGUAUCUGAGGCUAAAACUUUUAAGGGCGGGGAAACUGCAUACAAACAGGUUCUCAUUUGGGGGACACUCACUUUUCAGCUGGGUGUGUUAGGAGGCACUGCUGUGCUUUAUUUGGCUUCCACUGUCAUGGCUGGUGUUCUUAAUGCAGUUAGGGUACCACUCACAAGCAUUGCAGCUGUCAUCCUGUUACAUGACCCGAUGAGCGGCUUCAAGAUCCUUUCUCUGGUCAUAACCUUCUGGGGAUUUGCAUCCUACAUCUAUGGCACUGCCCCAGGGACAAAGUUAUCCUAAUUAUAAGUUUCUGUUGAAUACGUUGUUGUAUAAUGGCUGCUAGCAUCUACCUUGUGACAUAUAAAAAGAUGCAUAGGUUUGAUUGUAUGGCAGGCUCAAAGAGAUGUUAAAUUUAUCAAUUUAAAAAGGAGGAUUUGCAGAUAUUUCAGUAA
Messenger RNA from Theobroma umbraticum, 1416 nucleotides. It is a transcript of the gene PUP5, whose product is annotated as purine permease 5. The record is from RefSeq and is a predicted model, not a curated record. Gene Ontology annotation, molecular function: purine nucleoside transmembrane transporter activity. Gene Ontology annotation, cellular component: membrane. Lineage: Eukaryota; Viridiplantae; Streptophyta; Magnoliopsida; Malvales; Malvaceae.